CCUCUGUCCCCUCAUAGAGACUCAGAGUGGGAAGGAAGGAGGAACAUGUCGGCCGUGCAGCUGCUGCGGGUGUCGGUACAUGAGCGGAUCAGCGCUGCCGCUGAAGACUUCCUGCUCCAGAUGGAGAAAGGAGGAGGAAAGGCUCAAGUCCUGGAGCUGAGAGCGAUGCUCACCGAGCGGCUCGCGACGGCGAUGGAGCAGAUCCUCGUGGGGCUUGAGGAAACCGUGGCUUGGUACGAGGACCGAGUGGAGCGGUACGAGCGGGAGAGGAGGGUGAUCGAUGCCGCGAUGCAGCCCGUAGUCCGGCUGCACAGAGCAGUGUGUCCUGCAGAUGUCCAGCAACUGAUGGUGAAUAAAGAAGAGGUUGCCCUUGAGCAGCCGCAGAGGAACCCUCCUGUGGACCGGGAGGACCCAGAGCCCCCCCACAUUAAAGAGGAACAGGAGGAACCGUGGACCAAUCAGGAUGGAAAGCAGCUUCAAGGACUGGAGGAAGCUGAUAUCAAAUUCACAUUGACUCCUGUCACUGUGAAAUGUGAAGAAGAGGAAGAGAAACUUAAAAUUUCAACGCCUCAUCCGAGUGAGAGGAAGGAGAACAAAGCGGACUCUGGAGGACCAGAACCAGCCAGGAACUCAGGUCCUGAUGGACGUUUACAACAAGGUCCUGAGGAUAAGAAGGAAGACUCUUCUAAGACUGAAGAGAGUGAGGAUGAUUGGCUGGAGACCAAGGCACCUCAGACUGUUUUAAAUACAAGAAACAACAAACAGCCUCUAAGUAAUAUGAGAUGUAAGACAGAAAAAAAACCGUUUAGUUGCUCUGAGUGUGGUAAAAGAUUUAACCAAAGGGGCGAUCUAAAUAGACACAUGAGGAUUCAUACAGGAGAGAAACCAUUUAGUUGCUCUGAUUGUGGUGAAAUAUUUAACCAAAGGAGCAAUCUAAAUAGACAUAUGAUGAUUCAUUCAGGAGAGAAACCAUUCAGUUGCUCUGAGUGUGGUAAACGAUUUAACGAAAGGGGCCAUCUAAAUAGACAUAUGAUGAUUCAUACAGGAGAAAAACAGUUUAGUUGAUCUGAGUGUGGUUAAAGAUUUAAGAUUCAGUCCUAUUGUACGAGACAUGUGAGGAUUCAUAAAGGAGAGAAUUGAUUAAAUUGCAACCUUUGCAACAAAUAUUUAUUCGUAUUUAUCAACAUUUAUGUUUGUUUUAAAACAAUGGUUUCUUGGUUCAUGAGAUUCAAUGACAGUGUUUGUUCUCCUUUAUGUAUUGAAUGUGUCUCCAAGAAUAAAAGUCUAAUAAAAGUUAAAUGCGU
This is a messenger RNA of Platichthys flesus (European flounder), 1304 nucleotides long. RefSeq names its product zinc finger protein with KRAB and SCAN domains 5-like. Lineage: Eukaryota; Metazoa; Chordata; Actinopteri; Pleuronectiformes; Pleuronectidae. Bases 46 to 1065 code for a protein of 339 amino acids. The record is from RefSeq and is a predicted model, not a curated record. The transcript is spliced from 2 exons.